AUGGGCAGGUUAGCAAGCGAUGAUCUUGAAGCCCGACUGUCCGAGAGUUUAGACUCUUCCCAUCUUGACUGGCUUCUGGGGGACAUUGUGGCAAGAGAAGAGACGGCGGUCAACUGCUUGGCGGUCAUCUCUGACCCCCAUUACAACCCCUUCUUCAGCCCCUUGUUCUUCCACAGCGUUCAGAACAUUCCUGUAUUCAUUAUCAAGGUACAAGAGUCAGAGGAUCUUCUAGCUCCGAACUACCAGACGGUGAAGACCAUACAGCAAGUGCGACACCAGGGUUGCACCUUCUACAUCAUUCUUCUGACCAAUGGCAACCAGGCUGUACGGUUGCUUCGAUUUGGUGACAAGUAUCGCCUGUUAGACACCAGGGCCAGGUUCGUGUUGCUCCAUGACCAGAGAUUGCUGGAACCUCCAGCUCAGUAUCUCUGGAACAAGAUGAUAAAUGUGGUGUUCCUCCGUAAUAUACCAGGAACUCUCCACUACGAACUGUCCACUGUCCCCUUCCCUGCCCAGAUACAGACAACUCUGGAGACUAUGCGUAUCAACAUCUGGAGAAAAGGACACUUCCAGUCAGGGAAGAGUCUGUUCCCGGACAAAACCAGAGAUAUGAAAGGUCAUCCUGUGAGUGUGGUGACUUUUCCCCACAUUCCCUCAACAGCUAGGUCAGCUAACACGUCAGGGGAAGAAGGAGAAGCGCUGUACAGCGGUUUGGAAGUCGAGAUCAUAAAGAGCCUCUCCCAAGUGAUGAACUUCGUACCACUGAUGUACGAGGUGGAAGGAGGGGAUGAGUGGGGGGAGCGGCAGCUGGAUGGUUCCUACACAGGGUUGCUGGGGGAGGUGAUGGGAGGGAGAGCUCAGCUAGCUAUCGGCAAUCUGCAGCACUCUCUGUACACCCUCCGUCUCGUGGAUCUCAGCCGACCUUACAUGACUCAGUGUUUCACCUUCCUCACACCAGAGUCGCGCAGUGACAACUCCUGGCAGACUCUCGUACUGCCAUUCUUGUUGAAUGUUUGGGUAGCUGUGCUCGUCACUCUUUUCCUUGGAGGCUUCAUCUUUUUCAGUCUUGCUCAAUUUCAUCGGUAUCUCGAAAGUUCCCACCAACGGCAUUACAAGCGAAAACACAACAUCCAGCGAAAAAUGGCAUGGUUGAAAAACCUUAACUUGGCCACGUUUUCACUCAAGAAGAAGCAGAAUUUCAACAGAAGAGACGCCGACGAGGAGAGCGGAAACCAACAAGGGGUGACACCGCUGAUGGAUGGAAACACAAUGAAAGAAAGUCAAGGACUUUUUAUAUUUGAAGAGUUAGAGAACAGUAUCUUGUACACGUACGGGAUGCUGGUGUCAAUCUCUUUACCGAAGAUGCCGAGUGGGUGGGCUCUACGUAUGAUGACUGGCUGGUGGUGGUUCUACUGCCUCCUGGUUAUCGUCUCGUACAGAGCCAGUCUGACUGCAAUCCUCGCUAAACCAGAGCCAAAAGUGACAAUCGAUACAUUGUACGAGUUAGUCAACAGUCCGGUGCGGUGUGGAGGAUGGGGGGAACCUGAGAGAUUGUUCUUCACCACUUCGUUCGACCCAGACAUCCACAAGAUAGGCCUCAAGUUCGAGACAACCCCAGACGCAGACCGAGGUGUUGACAGAGUUGCCUCGGGAACAUUCGCCUACUACGAGAACAGCUACUUCCUCCUCGAGGCUAUCACCCGGUACUGGAACAGGACAAAGAACAAUAGCCUGAGCGGGAAAGAAGAGAACAAAACCAUGAAGAACAGAAACCUGCACAUUAUGUCAGAUUGCAUCAUCCUAAUGCCGAUCAGCAUUGGGUUGGAGAAGAAUUCCCCGCUGAAGCCGCGGGUGGAUGUGUUCAUCCAACGGGUGGUGGAGGCGGGGUUGAUUCACAAAUGGUUGCGGGAUGUGAUGAAGGAGUCCCAAGAUCGCUAUCUUUCUCAGCAGAAAGAACAAGUACAAGCCCUCGUGAACCUGAGGAAGUUUACAGGAGCUCUGGUCGCUCUGGGGGUCGGCUAUGGGAUCAGCCUCACUGCAUUCAUUGCAGAAAUCCUACACUGGCACUUCGUCAUCCGGAAGGACCCACUCUUUGAUAAAUACUCAAUGUCACGGUUCUAUUUCUGUAAAAAGUUUAAAUAAUGUAGAAUGCAAGUAAUCCUGGAAAGUGCUUUUCAUUCAAACUUUUGGUGUCCCUUCUUUUGGAGGUACACUUCGCUUGAUUUUUGGAAUCCGCUUUUAAUUCCUGAUGCUUAUCACUCGUUCUUUUGUUUUAUGGUGGAAAAAAUUUGUUAUUUUUAACAUUUCUUUUAGAAAAUGCUAAUUUUAUCCCGGUUAAUUUUAAGAUUACGUAACUUACAUGUUUUU
Molecule: messenger RNA, 2367 nt
Organism: Homalodisca vitripennis (glassy-winged sharpshooter)
Lineage: Eukaryota; Metazoa; Arthropoda; Insecta; Hemiptera; Cicadellidae
Gene: Ir68a
Product: glutamate receptor ionotropic, NMDA 2B
Exons: 9
Coding region: 1-2142 (713 amino acids)
Cellular component (GO): membrane
Molecular function (GO): glutamate-gated receptor activity
Source: RefSeq, a predicted model, not a curated record